Molecule: messenger RNA, 1822 nt
Organism: Ochlerotatus camptorhynchus
Lineage: Eukaryota; Metazoa; Arthropoda; Insecta; Diptera; Culicidae
Gene: Ndfip
Product: Nedd4 family interacting protein
Exons: 2
Coding region: 340-1026 (228 amino acids)
Biological process (GO): vacuolar transport; positive regulation of protein ubiquitination; ubiquitin-dependent protein catabolic process
Cellular component (GO): Golgi apparatus; perinuclear region of cytoplasm; endoplasmic reticulum
Molecular function (GO): WW domain binding
Source: RefSeq, a predicted model, not a curated record
GCAUCAGUUCGCUUCACUGUUUGCUCCACUUGUGGUUGUAGAAAUUGAAUCGAGAUAUUUUUUGGAGUGUUGGUUACGUUGGGGAAUCGAUAUCCAAAUCCAGUUUUUGUUUUGCUGCACCCAGAGCGAAUCGAUCGAAGAAGGACCCUGUUGCAUUAUUAUCGUUAUCAAAUCCCAAGGUGAAGAAAGACGGCGGAGGUGGAAACCUUGAUGCGUCAUAUUUGAGAAAAGACUCGGGUGAUAAAAGUUUGUGUGUUUUCGGAUCGAAAAGUUUAUAAUUUGUACGGAAGUUUUACGCUUUUUUAGGACAAAUUGCUGAGCUCUCCGAAGAAGCCCGAGAUGCCUCCGGCCAAUAACAACAGCAAUAACGAUGAUUUACCCCCGCCCAAGGCGGACUUUAGUGCUCCGCCGCCAUACGAAGUCACGGACAACAAUGCCCAUCAUCAGUACGCUCAACCAAACCAUCAAGAAAUGACCACCAAGCUGCCAACGUAUGAAGAGGUCCAGAUGGAGAAGAUGAUUAAUCACGAGAUGCCGAUUCCUCCGGGCGCCAACGGCCAUAUGCCACCGCCACCGCCCAGUAUUACUGGACUUCCGAUGGGACCAAUUGGUCGCACUCCAGGCGGACCCAACGGCCCAGCAGUAACUUUCAUCGCCAUCGAUGCCGAUGGAGAGAACAUCAACGCGGACAACAGUCUCCUUGGGACGGACAUUGUAUUUGUGACAGCAUUUCUGGUAGCGUUCCUGUUCAACUGGAUCGGUUUUCUGAUGCUGACCUGCUUCUGUCACACGAUCGCUGCCCGCUACGGCGCUCUAUCAGGCUUCGGUCUCUCGUUGGCCAAAUGGACUCUCAUCGUGAAGCACUCAACCGAUUUCGCUUCACAUGAGAAUUCUUGGCUCUGGUGGCUCAUCAUGGCCUUUGGGUUCUUGAUUUGCGUUCGUGCCCUCGUUCAGUACAUCAGCAUCAAGCGAACGUGGCGACUACUAUCAUCAUCCGCCCAGGAACGGCUACUUUUCUUCUACUGAGUUUCGUGCAUAGCUUAAGACAAGCACAUCAUUUGAAAGAUUCAUCUAUAGACAACUUAGGCUCCUAGCCGCCGAAUUAAUGUUUAGGACCAUCUCUUACAAGCUUACAAUCAAACACGACAACAGCUAACGUUUUAAAAGGAUGAAUUUUGUGAUACAACAAUCACCUCAGUUUUUCGAUUCCGCCACGUUCUCACACACGUGGAUCUCUUUGGAGAUUCGCUUUGGAGCAAUAGAUACCCACAUACACAAAUUCAACAUGCACACACAACAUGAACAUUCCCUUGAUUAAUUUCAUUACACUACCAAUCCACUUAAUCGGUUCUUGUUUUCAGGUUUUGAAUGCAGAACAACGCUACGCUAGGUUGUAGUUGAAUAAAUUGUUGUUUUAUUAGACGUUAUCGAAACAUAUAGGAUGCCAUUCGAGGACUAGUUAGUUAUUCAAACCCGCAAAAGUGCAAUCAAAUUUCCGUGUGCUUCAUGGUAGACAAUUUUCACACAGCAUCGGUUUUCGGUUGUUCUUCGUUUCGGUUUGUAUUUUUCAUUGUGUUGAAUUUUUGCUAGACUAAAACACUUCCACCGCAAGUGAGAAAAUAGUCAGGUGGAAUCAAAGAUUUAAAUAAAAAUCAACCAUACAUGAUGAAGAAAUACCUAGAGCAUAUUUUUGUAACUGUACAUAGGCUUUAGUGAGAAUGAAGUAAGACAGAUGAAAACAUGCAAAAUAUCUAUUACUAUUAUCGUAACUCAAUUGUAAUACACGCAAACUUUAUCUGAAUAAAGUAAAAAUGAUGAAAAA